Nothoprocta perdicaria is the source of this 1692-nucleotide messenger RNA. RefSeq names its product serine/threonine/tyrosine interacting like 1 (gene STYXL1). Gene Ontology annotation, molecular function: protein phosphatase binding; pseudophosphatase activity; protein tyrosine/serine/threonine phosphatase activity. NCBI's taxonomy places the organism in Eukaryota, Metazoa, Chordata, Aves, Tinamiformes, Tinamidae. The transcript has 9 exons. Gene Ontology annotation, cellular component: mitochondrion. The record is from RefSeq and is a predicted model, not a curated record. Gene Ontology annotation, biological process: negative regulation of cytoplasmic stress granule assembly; protein dephosphorylation; positive regulation of intrinsic apoptotic signaling pathway. Bases 1 to 975 code for a protein of 324 amino acids.
AUGGCGGGACUGCGGCUCUGCGAGCCCACGGAGCUCUACAACAUCCUCAACCAGUACGCACGGCUCUGCAGGCUCGCCGAGCCCAACUACCUCUGCUUGCUGGAUGCCCGCACUCAGCGUGAGUUCGAUGAGAGCCAUAUUAUUACUGCACGCAAGAUUGAACAGAGUCCUACAGGCGAGUAUCUGGUACCGGAUUUGGAGGAGUUGGAGUGUGUCAGAUACUGUGUUGUGUAUGACGGCGAGACCAGCUCCUUGGAUUUCUGUGAUAAUGAGAAAGAGGAGAGUGAAAAAGGGGCCAGUGCUUCCUCAGAGAUUGAAAAUGCUGAGACAAGUUCCCUAUAUUCACUGAAUGCUGAGGAAGGAACUGCAGUUCGAUAUGGCAGAGACUUAGAACAGUUCACCCGCCACCCUGUGCUCAUCCUGACGGGAGGAUACAGGCGUUUUACAGCCUGCUAUCAUUUUCUGAGGACUCAGAAGUUAUUCUGGAUGCCUCAGGAACUAGACAACUUGAAGCCAUACCCAGUAGAGAUACUGCCUGCAAAGUUGUAUAUGGGCAAUUUCAAGCAGGCUUGUGAUCCGAAAAUUCUCAAGGAUUUGAAGAUCAAAGCCCAAGUCAACAUUUCUAAGCAGCCUACAGCACUCUUUGCGGAAGACAAGCUCCUCCAUAUAUCUGUUGCAGAUUCUCCCGAUGCAGAUCUUUUCUCUCACUUUUCUACCAUUUGUCAUUUUGUAGAUGCUCAGAUAAAUUAUGGAGCAGUGCUGGUGUUCUCUAACCUGGGGAUAAGCCGGAGCAGCACAGUAAUCAUGGCCUAUCUUAUGCAUUCUUCACAAUUUACCCUGAAGGAAGCUUGGGAAUACGUUCGGAAAUGCAAAACAAACAUGAGACCAAACCGUGGCUUUGUGAAACAGCUCUCAGAUUGGGAGACCCGCAUCUAUGGGAUCACAAUCACAGACAUCUCCGAACCAAAUUAUUGACAGGCAGCAAGGACAACACCCAGCAAGGAACGGUGCUUUCCUAUCUGUUCUAUAGAUCUGAUCUAUACCUAGAAAGGGACUUGAACUGUGUUUGAAAAACAUCUUAACAUUAUGGAAUGGUUUCCAUUAUCAGCAGGUAUCAUUUUGGGUCAAGUUGUGGAGACAAAAGGGAAACCCUCUUGUGCUGUUGAAGAUGGUGGUUUGGGGAAAGGGAGGCCGGAAGGAUGCGGCCCCCUGUGCACUACUUGUCUCUUUCAUAAGCUAAGGUGAUUAUUAUAACCACAUUAUCCACCAUGCUCAUUAACCCAGCUAUGUGGAAAUGAUCAGAACUAGCUCUGAGAAAGUUUAUCAAUCCACAGUGAGGGAUAGGUAUUUGAGAGAUGGACUACACCUGACUUCAGAUGGAGAAACAGAAAUUCCUCAUUUCAGAAGUUCCUCCCUUCUGCACCAUCUUCUCAGAUCCUGGCAGACACUAGGAUGCAGGAACAGCUUCUCACAGGCUUGCAGAUGGGAUUGUAUGAGACCAGCCUGCUUAGCGGGACCUCACACAUACCUUCUAUUUACCUUUCUAUCUUCUAUUUACCUUUCUAAUAGAACAUUUUUUUAAAGGGCAGAGAAGUUUGACACCUCUACCCUGUUACAUGAAAUCUGAAUUUCCACUCUUUAAGAACUGUCAUUUCUUUGUAUUGACACCACAAAAUAAAACACUACCAACGA